Molecule: messenger RNA, 1086 nt
Organism: Xylaria bambusicola
Lineage: Eukaryota; Fungi; Ascomycota; Sordariomycetes; Xylariales; Xylariaceae
Exons: 1
Coding region: 112-933 (273 amino acids)
Source: RefSeq, a predicted model, not a curated record
GUUUUCCACUACCUGCUAUGUCAAGCGUUCUUUGCGCCAUUCCGUGCUCUAAUACAAACUGAUUCUCUGUCACAUCUUCUGGUUUGACAUUCAUAACCACAAGAUGAAACCAUGUAUUCUAGUUCUGAAGAGAUAACUGAAGCCCUUGAAAAGUUCCGCGCCGUCAGGUCAUCGGCAAACCGCCCUGUGCUGGAGAAAAUCAUACCAGUUAUCGAGAACACCCAGCCGUCCAACCCUAGUAAUGGGCGCACAAAGCAUUAUCAAAGGCUUCGUAUAGGGUCCCUUGAAGAGCUGCUUGAAAGCGAACCUUUGGACAUACGCAGACCAAGCGAGCUGCUCGAGCGAUGGGAUGAUUUCAAGCAUAUCGUCGACGGCACCUCGGUGGGCUCAGACGAAGCUGAAAGGAUCACUAGAAGGAAUACGUUUUUCUCGGCCGUGGAGGCAGGCCUGAAGGAGAAAUCGCCAGAGAAUGUCCGCGAAAGCAUCACCGUCCCUUCCGAGUUACGACUCUUGGCAGAACAGGUCGACGUGAUCUGGGUACCUAAGUUGUCAUAUCAGGUUGACGGCGCAUUCUUCGACUUGUACGAUUCCAGUCGAGUGAAUUCCCCGGAGGUCGGGGUAGACCCACCAUAUGGGGAAGAGUAUACGGACUACGAAACGUGCGAGGAGUAUGAAACCGCCAUAGGAUUCCAAAUAGGAGAUGGCCAGGACCUAGACUGUUGGGUUGUUUUCAGCCGCAACAAAAACGAUUCUAAUCAGCCCUGGGAAUGGAGAUAUGCGACCAACCGCAAUGAAUGCGGCAUCAGGGUAUUCGACACUAUACCCGACGCUUUUGCAGAAUUCGCUAGUUACGGCGAGCCUACCAAGCAUGGUAUAGAUCAUUGGGAUAUAGGAGACAGCGUAUACAAUCACCUUGGACCUUUCACUACCUAGCCCAUCAUCACAAAAGGGUAAUUAAUUGCUCUCCACGGGCUCUAGUCAUAGGAUCAUUGUCGCAUCUCGGUCGAUAUUUCUCACCAGUAUCAUCAGUACGUAUAAGUCAUAAUUCAUAGAAUUGAGUAAGGGCUAUAGGCCCCUGCGAGGCCA